Suillus subaureus is the source of this 1266-nucleotide messenger RNA. Its product is annotated as oxidative stress survival, Svf1-like protein. Gene Ontology annotation, biological process: response to oxidative stress. Lineage: Eukaryota; Fungi; Basidiomycota; Agaricomycetes; Boletales; Suillaceae. The transcript is spliced from 4 exons. Bases 1 to 1266 code for a protein of 421 amino acids. Gene Ontology annotation, cellular component: cytoplasm. The record is from RefSeq and is a predicted model, not a curated record.
AUGUUCUCCUCUCUCUUUUCAACUGCACCCCCUGUCGAUCCGAAGGCUCCAAACUUAUUCCCUGUCUCGGAGAAUUCAGAUCUUCUCGGGGAGCUAGAGCCGAAGGAUCUUGAGUGGACAUGUGCAGGAGGCUUCGUAGCAGAGACUCAGACAUUUUAUCACUUCCUACAGGAUGGGACGAUGUUGAUGUGUCAAGUGAUCCACUCGUCAAUCGGCAUGUGGUACCCUACCAUUCAGUUCACAUGCAAGAUUUACAACCCCACAACGAAAGAAACGAUUUGGCGUUCUCUCAAUGUUACAAACUUUACAACCGCUCCCCCUGGUCUUGACAAGAGAUCCAGCAAGGCAGAUCAAUUCUCUAUCACCCACAAGCCUUCCUCGGAUGAUUCUUAUCCUGAAAUGUACACGAUUCGCGCGAACCUCUCAGACGACUUGCAGAUAUCACUCGAUGUCUCACGACCCUCUGCUGUACCCGGGUUCAAGAUUGGCAAGGGGCCAAAAGGGGGAUACUCGUACUUUGGGUCAGAUCAACAGAAACCGGAUGGUUAUGUUGUCCAUCGCUUCUGGCCUCGUACUAAAGCCAGUGGUCACAUCAUCCAUAAUGGCCGUGCAAUCGUUGCCGAGGGCCAUGGCAUGCUCGUUCAUGCUAUCCAAGGCAUGCGUCCAAACUUGAUUGCAUCGCGAUGGAAUUUCGCGAACUUCCAAAGCGACGCCUAUGGUGGCGUGUCUGCAAUUCAAAUGGAAUUCACAACUGUGGAUACCCAUGGACGCCACGGACCUGGCUCCGGCGGAGUCUUAGUGAACAUUGGUUCAUUAGUGCUUGGUGGGAAGCUAGCUGUGGUCACGGCAGAGACUAAAUGGCCAGGCGAAGAACAAUCUGUGAAAGCUGUGAUGUCGCGUGCCCAUCACCUCAACCCUGUCCAUGAUCCGGAUACUGGCUACAUGCAACCUACUGCGCUCGAGUUCCGUUGGGCAGGCCCGUCCCUGCUGCAGGGUGUGGACGGUUCUGUCGAUGCAUCUGUGCAUCUUGAUGUUGGCAGUCCAUCUUCACCUAAGGCGUUAAUCGAGAAGGUGGACGUCCUCGCAGAGAUCCCCUAUGUUAUCAAAACGAUGGUCAAUUACGUUGCAGGCACAAAGCCAUACAUUUAUCAGUGGCAAGACAACGUCAAGCUUGUUGUGCGUGGUCCAGAUGCAAUUAUCCCCGGGCUUUCCGAAGGCUUAGAUGUAGAAGGAGUGCUAUACACGGAAGCCUCGUUCAUAUCUUAG